Sapajus apella (tufted capuchin) is the source of this 3146-nucleotide messenger RNA. It is a transcript of the gene KAZALD1, whose product is annotated as Kazal type serine peptidase inhibitor domain 1. Gene Ontology annotation, molecular function: insulin-like growth factor binding. Gene Ontology annotation, cellular component: extracellular region. Gene Ontology annotation, biological process: regulation of signal transduction; regulation of cell growth. NCBI's taxonomy places the organism in Eukaryota, Metazoa, Chordata, Mammalia, Primates, Cebidae. The record is from RefSeq and is a predicted model, not a curated record.
CUUGGCCAAGCUCAGAAGCACUCUUCAAAGAGUCCAGGCUGGACCACCGGGGCUCCAGUGCGCAUGCGGAGCCGAUCUCGCGCGGGCUGAAGGGUGCCGCAGCCUGGCCUUGUGGGCGGAGCCUGACUAAGUGCCGCCCCCUCGACGGCAGCAGAUUGCAUUCUCCGCCCUCUGCGAUAUGGACUGCGCCGCAGCUUCAGUGAGCCGCGCGGGACCGGCCGGGGCGGGGCCUGGCCGACCCGGGUUUGGCGGGCGGGUCCCUAGGAAUGCUCUCAUCCCCGCCCCAAAGUGCCACGGUGGCGGUGGUGGCGGCCGCGAGGCUGAGUGCCUCCGGCCCUGCCAGCCUCACAAUCAUAACCUGUAAUCCCGACCUGAGGGACGUCCGCCGGGGAGGCGCCAGCCCGCUGCUCCCUGCGGCCGCUGGUCGCCUCCGACCUCAAAUCACCCGGCUCACUUGCGGGUCGCAGCACCUGCCGGAUGUGAGGAGGAAGGAGGAGGCCAGAUGAGGGAAGUCAGAUGUAGGCGCCCACUCUGUCCGCGCCUCGGUAGGGCAGCUGGGUGGGCAAGCCUGCAGUCGCUCCCAGCAACCAGCCCUGGGCUGCGGGGAGACGAAGUUGGUUGGUUCUGCCCUCCAACAGCGCCCCGACAUCGACGUAAAAUGACUUGGCACCAGAGCUCCUGCCGCCUCCGCCUAAUGCAGUUGCCCUCGCCGACGCCAGGGACUGUAAAGUUAGAUGUGACGAGGCCUAGUGGUUCACCCAACGCUUUGAGCUUCCCAGCCAAACUCCUACCCCCACUCCCCGCCUCCGGUCCUCAUCCCCUUCCUCUCUCCCAGCCUCGGUGUCUGGUUACGGCUCCUCUGCUUGCAUUGUGACUUUGGGCCAGGCUGGGGGAAAUGGCCCAGGAGGGUCCCUUGCGGCUGCAUAAAAUUGGCAGCCUUAGAACUAGUGGGAAGGCGGGUGCGCGACAUCGAGGGGCGGAGAGAGGGGGGCGGAGGAGCUGCUUUCUGAAUCCAAGUCCGUGGACUCUCUCAGAAGUCCUCAGGCCGGAGCAGAGGUGGCUGGCGGGCCCGGCUGACUGCACCCCUGCUUUCUUUCCAUCAUCUUCUCUUUCGGACUCGAAUCAUAGCUUCUCCGAAGGGCGUAGUCCAGGAUACUAGGGUGCCGAGAACGCGCUGAUGCUCCGAGUGCUCGCAGGGCUUCCACUAACCAUGCCGCCGCUGCCCGCAGCUGCCUUGGCGCUGCCUCUGCUCCUGCUACUGCUGGUGGUGCGGACGCCGUCCCCGACCGGCGCAAGGCCGUCCCCAGGCCCCGAUUACCUGCAGCGCGGCUGGCUGCGGCUGCUAGCGGAGGGCGAGGGCUGCGCUCCCUGCCGGCCAGAGGAGUGCGCCGCGCCGCGGGGCUGCCUGGCCGGCUUGGUGCGUGACCCAUGCGGCUGCUGCUGGGAAUGCGCCAACCUCGAGGGCCAGCUCUGCGACCUUGACCCCAAUGCUCACUUCUACGGGGGCUGCGGCGAGGAGCUUGAGUGCCGGCUGGACACAGGCGGCGACCUGAGCCGUGGAGAGGUGCCAGAACCGCUGUGUGCCUGUCGCUCGCAGCGCCCGCUCUGCGGGUCCGACGGUCACACCUACGCCCAGAUCUGCCGCCUGCAGGAGGUGGCCCGAGCUCGGCCCGAUGCCAACCUCACUGUGGCACACCCGGGGCCCUGCGAAUCGGGGCCCCAGAUCCUGUCGCAUCCUUAUGACACUUGGAAUGUGACAGGGCAGGAUGUGAUCUUUGGCUGUGAGGUGUUUGCCUACCCCAUGGCCUCCAUUGAGUGGAGGAAAGAUGGCCUGGACAUCCAGCUGCCAGGGGAUGACCCCCACAUCUCCGUGCAGUUUAGGGGUGGACCCCAGAGGUUUGAGGUGACUGGCUGGCUGCAGAUCCAAGCUGUGCGUCCCAGCGACGAGGGCACCUACCGCUGCCUUGCCCGCAAUGCCCUGGGUCAGGUGGAGGCCCCUGCUAGCUUGACAGUGCUCACACCUGAUCAGCUCAACUCUACAGGAAUCCCCCAGCUGCGAUCACUAAACCUGGUUCCUGAGGAGGAGGCUGAAAGUGAAGAGAGUGAUUACUACUAGAUCCAGAGUUCUGGCCCAUGGGGGUGGGUGAGCGCCUAUAGUGUUCAUCCCUGCUCUUGAAAAUGCCUGGAAAGGGGAGCAGGGUCCCUUCAUGGACUGCUUUCAUGCUCUCAGUAGGGGUGAUCAUGGGAGGCCUACUUGACUCCAAGGUAGCAGGGUGGUAGGGGAGAGAGAAAAGCUGGAGGACGAUAGGGAGAGAGGCUGAGACCAGGAGCUGUGGGGUACAGAGGAGCCCGUGCAGGAGAUGCCCUGGCCAGUAGGACCUCCAACAGACUGUUCCCCAGGCUGGGGUGGGGGCUGGAGCAGACACAAGAGGUGCAGGCACCAGGAUCUUCCACUUCUUCCAGCCCUGCUCAGCCACUCUUCUAACUGCUCUUCCUCCCAGGCCCUGGUUCUUGCUCUUUCCUGGUCCCCAACAUUUACCUAGCUUGUUUACCUCUUCCCCAAAGUCAUCUUCCAGAACUUUUCCCUCUCUCCUAAGCCCCAGUUGCACCUACGAACUGCAGUCCUCUUUGCUGUCUGCUGUCUUUUGUACAGGAGAGAGUGCAGUGGAGCAUGGCUUAGUUCAGUGCAGAGAGAUGGGCGAGGCCAGCUCCAGAUCUUAUACCACUCUGUACUGGGCAAAGCCUAGCACAGGGCUAGGCAUCAAUAAAGAUUUCUAAUGAACUGGGCCACACAGAUGCACACACAGUUUAUGCAGUUGUGCACAUGAAAAUGGAAUAUCCCUGGGAGGCCUCCCACACUAGCAGAACUCUGGCUUCCAGAAGCUACAGGGCCUGUUCUCUAAGCACAUGCCUGCCAGAUGUACAGAGAGAAGGCUUGAACUUGGGCCUACCCUGCCUUUGAGGGAGGGAGGUGGGGCCAUCUGGUUGGAGGGAAGGCAUAAUCCCAGUCUGCCCUCCAUUGGGGCUGGUAUAGAUACCUGCUUCUCUGCUCAUCUUACGCCGAACACUUCCCCAGGCAGAAUGGGGAAUCAGGCCUAUGUGGAUAGCCCCCCGAAAUGAAAGCAUAAACUGGAUAGAGGGGAGCA